CGACAUCCCAACGGCAGGCAUCCAAAAGACCAUCAAGACAUUCGGGAUGGUUUCGUGUUCGCAGCUCGGGGCCCACCGCCGUCCGACGGCCCCGGCGCUGAAUGUGACGGUGACAUGAACAGGUUUAACGUUCAACGUUCAACGUCCGACGACAGCUCUCCCAUCCCAUCGCCUUGUGUCCGGAAAUCGCGCCGGAUGUGAGCGCCCUGUCGCUCGUCUCGGAGAGCUGAACCGGCUCAGCUUGGUUCACGGGGGUUUCCCGUCGUGGAUCCCAGCAGUGCCUUCAAAGUUUCCACACCGAUGUCCCGUCGGUGCUGUGACAGCAAUACGAUCUGGACCUGAGGGGCAUGUCUUCGGUGUGCCUGCGUUUCCGAGUCUCCGACUGUUGGAUUAGAGCGAUUAUAAGCGUGAUGCAGGCCCGGACGCAGGUGGAAGAUCCCCUCCAGCCGUGCGUGCCGUGCCCUCGCUUGUCCUCUCGUCGUCCGUCUGUUCUUUUCUUGCCUUCCCUCGGUAAUAAGGAUGGAUUAUGACGCGUACGAUGCGCUCCUCCAUCACGUGUUCCAGGAGACGCAGGAUGACGCCUGGUUCAAGCCCACGGAGGAGAACAUCCAUGGCGGCGUCUGUCUCCGCGUCGAGCCGGGGCGCUUUCGCGGCUUUCCCUACGAGAACCACCUUCUGCAGCCAUUCGAGGCCGCGGUGAAGAUCCUCAACCCCGUCAUCGCCGUCAAGCUUAGGAGUGCGGCCGUCAACGCCGCCAUCGCCUCGAUCGCCUCGGACGCGAAUGCGAUUUACCUCGACUCGGAGACGCGCAUCCAGAUCCUCGAGACGAUGCCCCAGCUCGGGCGCGCGGACAAGGAGCAGUGCGGCGCGUUCAUCCGCGACGAACGAGUGCUUGUCAUCUGGUCGGACGCGCUGGAUAACAUUCUCCCCCUCUACCGCGACUUUGAGGACAAGCUCAUCAGAUACGUGUGGCGGAACGUGAGUAUCUUUACAUCUAUGGCGUAUAGACGCGUCUUUGAACUAUCUAUUCCGGUAAUGCAGCGUUUACGGUUUGCACACUCGCAAACCGCCGUCACUGUGGCACCCUCGUAUGUCUCGGCCAUGUCCGCCGGCUCUUCGCAGGUCGGCCUUACCGAGAAGGCGCCCGUCGUCGAGGAUAUUGCUGAGGCUAGUGCGAACCUCAACGACGAGCAGAAGACGCCGGUGGGUAUGGCCACCGUCCAGGCCCGCGAACAGUACGCACGCGACCGGGCCGGCAAGCGAUCGUGGUGGAGCUUCCGGAGCACUGGCGGCGCGGCGAGCGGGAGCGCUCGUCCCGAGAAAGAUCUCGAGAAGAACCUCGAGGAGCGCCCGAUCCGGCUUUUCGCGCCUGCUUACAACGGGCUCGCAGCCGCGUUGUCCAUAUUCUUUUUGGGGUCGGGCCUCUCGCUCAUGAUCCAAGAAUAUGCGCUAGACCACUCGCCCGUUCGUUUCGCGCUCAUGAUCACCUCGCCUUUUCUCUUCUGCGUUGCGCUCUUCUUCGCGCUCCAGGUCGUCGGCCAGCUCUCAUGCAUCCUCGGCCCGGUCGCGCACUACCACGAAAACUCGAAGUACUACUCGGCCGUCAAGCCCUCGCCGAACAAGGCUGUCGACGCCGCUCUGCCGCACAUCACGAUCGAAAUGCCGGUGUACAAGGAGAGCCUGGAGCAGACGAUCGCGCCGAGCGUGUUCUCGCUCAAACGCGCUAUGCAGACGUACGCCCGCCAAGGGGGCACGAGCGCGAUCUUCAUCCACGACGACGGGAUGCAGCUCAUCUCGGAGGCAGAUCGGAAGGCGCGGAUGUCGUUCUAUGCCGACCACAACAUCGGGUGGGUGGCGCGCCCGGGGCACAGCAACGAGCCGGACGGGUUCAAGCGCGCGGGCCGGUUCAAGAAGGCCAGCAACAUGAACUACGGUCUCGCGAUGUCGCUCAAGAUGGAGCGCAUCUUGAAGGAGAUGAUAGAGCGCGGGGAAGACGAUGAAGAGGAGGGCGGGCCGACGCUCGAGGAUAAGGCGCUGGCCUGUGCGGUGGAGGAAACGUUCGAGGAGAGUGGCCGGCGGUACCAGCCCUGGGCCCGCAAUGGGCGGAGCAUCCGCGUGGGCGACGUUAUCCUCAUCGUCGACUCGGACACGGUCGUGCCCGAGGACUGCCUGCGCGACGCCGCGCGGGAGCUGGCCGAGUGCCCGGACGUGGCGAUCAUCCAGCACGAGUCGGGCGUGAUGCAGGUCGCGCACCAUUACUUUGAAAACGGCAUCACGCACUUCACGCGGAGGAUCAACAAGUGCAUAUCGAUGGUCUGCGCCAAUGGCGAGGUCGCGCCGUUCGUCGGACACAACGCGUUCCUCCGGUGGUCCGCGCUACAGGACGCCGCGUUCGUCGACCCGGCCGACGGGAAGACGAAGAUCUGGUCGGAGACGAACGUGUCCGAAGACUUCGACAUGGCUAUGAGGCUCCAGCUCAAAGGGUACAUCAUUCGCUGGGCAACUUACUCCGGCGGCGGAUUCGAAGAGGGCGUCAGUCUGACGCCCGACGAUGAGCUCAAUCGCUGGGAGAAGUACGCGUACGGAUGCAACGAGCUCAUCUUCAACCCGCUCAAGGACUGGUGGCGCCUAGGCCCGAUCAAUAAGCAGCUCAGGAUCUUCGUCUGGAGCGACGCGCCGGUGCACUACAAGAUCAGCAUGAUGUCCUACAUGUUUUCGUACUACGGCAUCGCGGUUUCGUUCAUCCUCACGGUGCUCAACUUCUUGCUCGUCGGAUGGGCGAUCGAGGUCGACGCGUUCUACCUCCACAGCUUCGAAAUCUGGCUGGCUUGCGUCGUAGUUUUCCCUUGCGCGGGUAACCUCGGCUUCACCCUACUUGAAUACCGACUCGGUCAGAGGAGCUUCCUCGACUCCCUCGCAGAGAAUCUCAAGUGGAUACCCUUCUUCUUCUUCUUCUUCGGCGGACUGAGCAUUCACCUGUCCAAGGCACUCCUCGCCCACCUCUUCUCGUACAACAUCCAGUGGGGCGCGACGAAGAAGGAGGUCGAGCGUUCCAACUUCUUCGUCGAGAUUCCGCGCAUAUUCAAGCGCUUCUGGCUUUCGUUCGUUGUCUGCGGGUUCUGCGUCGCCGCCAUGAUCGUGUUGACGCUGCCCGUCAUGCCGAUGGGAUGGAGGAUUGACCCGAGCGAUUGGGACGUCAUCUUCCCGAUGGCUCUCGUUGUCGGAUGUCAUAUUCUGUUCCCUAUUGUGCUUAACCCCUGGAUGACGACCUUCUCGUACUAGACCGUCCCCCAAGACACUCGCUGGUAUCCGCGCAGCCGCCGCAACCGCGCGACCUUGUACUCUAUCCGAGCAUGCCCCGCAGUCGCACACUCGCGUCUCGGCGGAUCACUGCAUUUCUUCCAUUGCAUAUUAUGCAUGCUUUCCGUAUAUUACACUUCGGGGAAGUUGCAACCCCCACUAACGCUUGAGGAUUCUCUGUUGUAUAUUGAUGGACGUCUAUUGUUUUUAUUUGGGGUACUUAGGGCAUCCGCUAGUAAUUAUCAGGCUUUAACC
Punctularia strigosozonata HHB-11173 SS5 is the source of this 3555-nucleotide messenger RNA. RefSeq lists its product as uncharacterized. The record is from RefSeq and is a predicted model, not a curated record. Lineage: Eukaryota; Fungi; Basidiomycota; Agaricomycetes; Corticiales; Punctulariaceae. The transcript is spliced from 8 exons. The coding region runs from base 520 to 3282 and encodes 920 amino acids.